AUGGGUACAGAAGUGUUUCUGUCGGACAUUGACAUUGUUCAUCGCGUCCCCUCGAGACAGCAAAAUGGCGCUCCGAAACCGGUCAUCUGUAAAUUUGUAAGACGCCUUGCAAAAGCAAGUGUCAUGGAAACUCGACAAAGUGCCUCUCAAGUCAACCCAUCAAAUAUCGGUCUUUCUGCUGAUAGUGUUCUUGACAGAGACAGAAUCUUCGACCCCUCACCCCCCCCCCCCCCCCCCAAAAAAAAACACCUAUUGUUUGACGCGAAAAGAUUUAAAGAACAAAACCAAUACCGCUUAUGCUGGGCCAAGAAUUCCACGAUUUAUUUACGCAAGAAUGAGUGUUCCCGACCAAUAAAGAUAACGGACAUUGGUAGUCUACAGCGACUUGUCUCGGACAACUGA
Molecule: messenger RNA, 402 nt
Organism: Porites evermanni
Lineage: Eukaryota; Metazoa; Cnidaria; Anthozoa; Scleractinia; Poritidae
Source: the annotation of a GenBank genome assembly